AUGCAUCCGAGGGAUUCACUAACAUUCAGUCGCAAAGCUGCCGUUGUUUGCCGGCUUGAGUGUGAUUCCAGCGAAUUCGGCUAUGUCGGGGAAAACAGAAAAGAAGUUGAGACGAAGAUGCACGAAUUCUGGCUUGCUGCCAGACACUCAGGUGAGUUGGCCCUAAUUACCUAUAAUUCAACUUUUGCGCACAAGGCUUCGCUGUCAACAGUGAGGUGGUUCUAACCAAUCAAAAGACUGAAGGUCAUGUCAAGGGCAGAAAUCGUAGCAUUCAACCGAAGACUCAGAUGACAGACAUGCGAUCUGCCACCGCCUUUACAAGCACCACAAGAACAGAACAAUGA
Messenger RNA from Spirometra erinaceieuropaei, 344 nucleotides. NCBI's taxonomy places the organism in Eukaryota, Metazoa, Platyhelminthes, Cestoda, Diphyllobothriidea, Diphyllobothriidae. The record is from the annotation of a GenBank genome assembly.